AUGGCACCACAAAAGGGAUCUGAGCCGGGAAGAAGGAAUCCUACCGUGCUGGUCACCGAUUCUCGCGACCAGCAGCCCCAACGGCCAGGCCGACGCCCUGCGCAACCAGCAACGCGUUUGAUAACCGUCGACAAUGUUUUGCAGUACGCUUCGGACGUGCCGUCAAUGCAACAGCGGCGACCGCCGCAGCAACGCCCUCAAAUGCGACCUCGCUCUCGUCUUUCAGCCUCGGCGGGCCUGACGACUGGAGCCAAUGUGCCCGGCACUACCGCGACGACGACUGCUGGGCGCCUGGCCGCUCAAGCUCGUCUGCCGCCGCGGUCGACCAAAGUGACCGAGAAACUCGUGCUACUGCCGGAAACAGAUGCCGAUGAAUUAGCAAAAGAAGAGGAAGAAGACGAAAGAGCAGGAGGAGGAAGGGCGGGCAGGGAUGGCGCAGAGGACGAUGAACUCGCGGCAGCAGCCGUGGAUGAGGAACUUGUUCAGAAACUCGCGCAGGAGCGGAACCUUGACCCGGACACUUUGCGCCAGCGGCUCGAGUUGGCCGCACAGCAGAGACUGCAUGGGGAUUUUGGGGUGGAUAAUGAUCUGGCGCCGUUGCUGGCAGAGGAAGAGGCCCUGCGACAGCGGUUUGUGUCGCCCGAGAAAGCAAAGAGUUAUGCGGAACGACUGCCCAAGGCACGACGCGCAGAGAAGCUGCCGCGUGUCACAGCAUAUUGUACAGCGCAGGGCUUCAAAAUGGGUGCAACGGCUUCGUUUGUCAAGGAGUGGCAUGGGGCGAGAACAAAGCUCUAUGAUGACUGUCUAUAUGUGGCUUACCAUCUGCCUCUUCUUUCAGGCCGGGGCGGCUACAGGAUACGAAGCAGCCCUGUCUUGAAAGACGUGGGCGGGAAGAUCGUCUUGGACGAAGAGAUUGAGCGCAACGAGCGACGAGACUAUCAUGAAGAAUACGAUGUUGAAGAACACGAGCACUCGGUGGGCGGCCGGGGAGACAAUCCGCGCGGAGACGAAGCUGGCGGACAUCAUGAAGACGAGCAGCAGCAGCGACAUGCCGACAGCAGUAGUGAGAGUGACCAGCCAUCUCCGGGGGGAGAGCAAGACGAGUCGUCGGACCCGGCUCACCACAAGGUGCAGCCGGUGGUGCGACGCAUCUCACCCAACGUCUUCAACUACGCCGAGAUGUUUGUGUUUAGCUACGGGGUGGUGGUGUUUUGGAACUGCACAGAGCGGCAGGAAAAGGAUAUCCUGGCCGACCUCACCUUUUCGUCGUCAGUGACCACCGCAGGCCCAUCCAUCUCGCUGGCCACACUACCACUACCAGAAGAAGACUUUGAGACGGAGGAAUUCCACUUUGAAUACUCGACGCAGAUCUCGCGACCGCGCGUGUACAACGACAUGAUCACGCUGCGGUCCGGAGACCACAUGAUCAAACUGGCCAUCUCGCACGGCAUCGCGCAGAGCACCAAGCUCUGCUUCUUCGAAGAAGCCAUGUCCAAAGAGAUGACCGAGGCCAAGGACAUUCCGCGACGGCUCGCCAUGACGGGCAAACUCGGCAUGAAGCGCGACGAAGUCUUUCGUAUCCUGGGCCGGCUGUUUAAGAGUCGUGUCGAGGUGAAUCUCUCAUCGAAUAUGCUCGACGUCCCCACGUUCUUCUGGGAAUCCGAACCAACCCUAUACCCACUCUACAUCGCCGUGCGCGAGUAUCUCGAGAUCAAGCCGCGCAUCCAAGUGCUCAACGAGCGCUGCCGCGUGUUUCUCGACCUGACCGAGAUCCUUUCUGAUUCCAUUGCCGACAAUAACGAAUCCCAUCAAACGUGGAUCAUCAUCAUCCUAAUCGUCAUCUCCAUCAUCGUCACCACCGGAGAAGUCAUUCUGCGUUUUGGCUUGUUGUCGGGUAACCACACGGCUGCGAACCCGACGGGCCCGUCGUUUGCGACGGCGCUGAUUAUGAAUCUCAUGGGUCGUUCUGGACCAGCUGCCUCUUCUUCUCAGACUGGCUCGUUAACGGGUGUUGGUGUUGGUUCUGGCGCUGAAUGCGUGUGUCCGGCAGUGAGCACUGGGAAUUUGACGUGGUAG
Messenger RNA from Talaromyces rugulosus, 2076 nucleotides. RefSeq lists its product as uncharacterized. NCBI's taxonomy places the organism in Eukaryota, Fungi, Ascomycota, Eurotiomycetes, Eurotiales, Trichocomaceae. The record is from RefSeq and is a predicted model, not a curated record. Bases 1 to 2076 code for a protein of 691 amino acids. The transcript is spliced from 4 exons.